Acaulospora morrowiae is the source of this 120-nucleotide messenger RNA. The record is from the annotation of a GenBank genome assembly. Lineage: Eukaryota; Fungi; Glomeromycota; Glomeromycetes; Diversisporales; Acaulosporaceae.
AUGCAAAUAUUCGGUCUUGUUUACGAAGAAAUAAAACCUGUUCCUUUACAAAAUGUCAAGGUUGAAGCAAAUGUUGUUGACAUGAUUGCGGAGGUUAUUAUUCAGCAGACCUACAAAAAU